Molecule: messenger RNA, 459 nt
Organism: Opisthorchis viverrini
Lineage: Eukaryota; Metazoa; Platyhelminthes; Trematoda; Opisthorchiida; Opisthorchiidae
Exons: 3
Source: RefSeq, a predicted model, not a curated record
ACUGUCCUCUCCCGGCACACCUCGGUCACUCAGCGAGUAGACUCUCACAAGAUUACUAAAAACUCUUCGACAGCCCACGACCGGUUUCGCCCUUCUUGGGGCUCAUCAGUUAGACACAGUCCCAGAAUUUCCGUCAACCCCAUGUUCCACUUCAACCCAAAAUGCACUGGCCUCAAUACAGUGAUAAGACUCGAUGGCCGGGCUACCGAGCGUUGCAAUAUAUCACACAUUUUGGCUCAACAACUUACAAGACGCCGCACCGGCAUAUGCUGUCUGAGCCCACGACCGGUUUCGCCCUUCUUGGGUCUCAUCAGUUUGACAGUCCCUGAGUUUCCGUCAACCCCAUGUUCCACUUCAACCCAAAAUGCACUGUUUUCGAGAAAUACACUCAUUUGCAAAUCCAUUUGGUUUUCACGAGAGACUCAACUGAAUCUCUCGUUUAUGAUAUUCAGCAACCUU